Molecule: messenger RNA, 1403 nt
Organism: Gloeophyllum trabeum ATCC 11539
Lineage: Eukaryota; Fungi; Basidiomycota; Agaricomycetes; Gloeophyllales; Gloeophyllaceae
Product: peptidase C15, pyroglutamyl peptidase I-like protein
Exons: 3
Coding region: 334-1254 (306 amino acids)
Biological process (GO): proteolysis
Source: RefSeq, a predicted model, not a curated record
CGCGCCGAUAUUCGCUCUUCUUACCUGAAUACCUGGGAAUCUUCGCCCGGCACGUAUACAGCGUUUGGGGAAAGCAGAAACCCAAGGCAGCGCAGCAGGCUGAGCAGCGCGGCACCAGGGCGCCCCGUACAAGCAUUGCACUGCCUUUUCCACUGCUCUGGGCCUCUUUGCUCCGCACGUCCCCCCUCGAGCCAAACUUUUGCCAAACCUAAUAUGCUUUUCCGGCACAAAAUCUGAAGAUAAACUGCUUCCAGUGCACCAUUAUUGUCGCAGCCAUCACGCUUCCCCAGACUCGGUUCGCCAGGCGCUACACCUUUUUCUUCCUUAUCCGCCAUGGCAUCCUUCGACAACAAUCCCUACCGCGUCUUGCUGACUGGCUUCGGUCCCUUUGGUCGCUUUCGCGAAAACCCGUCAUGGCUCGCAGUCAAACCUCUGCACAACACCGUCAUGGAAGCUGACGGGUACGAAUAUUCUUCACCAAUCAUCCAUGACGACCACAGCGCGAUGAUCGUCGACGAAGACGGGCCUCGCCCGCGACAAAUACACAUCACGAGCCUGCUGAUACCCAUGGAAUACGGUGCCGCUCUUGCAAUCGUCCCCCCAAUCCACGCCACCCCUCCGAUGCUCCCGCGACAUGGCAACGACAGCCUUCCCUUCAUCGCUCCCCCAGAAGACGGGUAUGAUUUCGUGUUGCAUGUCGGCGUAGCCGGGCGGGGACCAUUGAGGAUGGAGAAAGUGGGGCACAAGCUAGGGUAUAGACUAAAGGACGCAACGGGCGCGAUGGCGCCAGUGGUCGCGCAGGAGAGUCUUGUGGCGAGAGAGAUUACAGAGGCGGAGCGACGGGAGAUGGACAGGCUCACUAUCCUCAACGACCGGGUAGGCAAUCGACCUCCGAGCGAGGUCGUUGAUCCGAUGGGGCCUUUAAGAGGGUUUGGGAAGGGAUAUGAGAAUUUCGACGAUGAUUUGUAUACCGAGAUUGAUGUGGAGAAGCUGGUUGUCCAUCUGAAGGAGACCGGAAUCGAACAAGUCUACACGUCUAUGGACGCUGGACAUUAUCUGUGCGACUUCGUGUAUUUCUGUUCCUUAGCCGAGUCUCGACGGGGCGCCUCUAAUCGCCGCGGUCCGGACCCAGAGAUGCAGGACGUUACGAAGGUGCUUGGACUGCAGAUACCACCAGUAGGGCAGCCGCUGAGUACGGAGGAGGUUACGGAGGCUAUUCGGAGAAUCAUCCUUUGGGUAUGUAGAACAGGGUGAAUGUAAUACUCAGGUAUGGUUCGCAUGUAUUAUCAGCUUUCUAUCUCUCGGGCUCUUCGGCGGUGCUUUUCUGGGUCUGCGUAUUGCCUGUCCCUUGGUAUCCUUACAUAUCUCAUAUUGCGAUAAUUGACACGCACUUUCACUCUCGA